AUGUUGCUCUCUACGAGUAGAAGUAAGUAUAUUCUCUUCGUUCCUAGUAGACUCGUUGCUUUUUGCCUUUUUCUUUCUAAAAUUGUUUUCUCUCUUUUGAUCUGCAGUGGCCAAAUCAAAAUCAAAGUGAGUGAUCUUUCGUUAUGGAAUUUUAAUUGGUAAUGAUCUGAGUCGCGAUCGGCUGCAAAAAAGGUCUUUUUAGAAAAGAAAAAAACAUGCGUGGACAGUCUUCAGUUCUGUGUUUGAGAUCCUGGCGAAUGAAUACGCAAUCUUGUUGAAAUUAAAGUUAGGCGUGUUAUGAUGUGGUUCAUACUUACAACAGAGAGAUCGAUAACGCUGUCAUUGUGACAGCGGCAUAGAUCCACCGAGAUCGUAAGAAUUAACCUCGUUAUUACCAUUAAAAAAAAACCUCGUUAUUACUUAAUUGUUUUGUAGGCGCAUUAUUGUGCAACUUGUUAGUAUGGCUGGUACUGGAUAUUAUUACAUGAUGUCCAGGAACAGACUCAAACCCAAACUGGAGUUCAUGAAAUACGAUCCAAUC
Messenger RNA from Pocillopora meandrina, 541 nucleotides. NCBI's taxonomy places the organism in Eukaryota, Metazoa, Cnidaria, Anthozoa, Scleractinia, Pocilloporidae. The record is from the annotation of a GenBank genome assembly.